Molecule: messenger RNA, 906 nt
Organism: Symbiodinium sp. CCMP2592
Lineage: Eukaryota; Dinophyceae; Suessiales; Symbiodiniaceae
Source: the annotation of a GenBank genome assembly
AUGGCGAUUCGGCGUGGUGGACGUAGGACAGGGGCCGAGACAUCUUCGGUUGGUACCUCUCCCGAGGUUCCGGCAGCAGAGGACGAGUCGGCGGCGGAGGAGAAGCGAUCCAACUGGGUCAUGGACAUCUCCAGAGCCGUUCGGUUGGUGACUCAGUCUUUGUUUCCUGUCUUUCACAUCUCCGUGAAGCCUUUGCCAGACGUUCCGACCACCAAUCGCCGGAUCAUGGCAGGGUACUUGGCGCAUCAUGACGACUCAGCGACCACCUCGGUCCUCUACUGCGAACUGCACCCACAACUCGGCGAGAAGGCACGGCUGGCCCUCUACGAGAACGAGUCCUGCAAGGUAUGCCUGUCAGAGAUCUCUGUGACCGCUCGCACCUCUUGCACUGAGAAGGUCGGCAUCAGUUGCACCUGCUUCACCAUCGAGCAGCAUCUUUUUUCCUCAAGGAGCAUUGCCGAGAGGAAGCUUUGGCUUAGGGCGAUCUCGAACAUCAAGGUGAAGUUGCAGAACGGUGCCCCGGAUGCGCACCACGAAGACUUGUACCAGUACCGCGUUGCGAUCCUGGAGCAUGCGAAGCAAACCGGUUGCAAUGACAGUCAGGCCAUCAUGGAUGCGUUGCUCAUGCGGCAUGCGAAGAAGUCCGAUUUUCCGGCGAUGCCCUUCGGAUACAACGAGGACGGCUUCUUCGUCGAGCCUGCCCCGCCUGACGUGGAGGGUGGCUGGCAGCAGCCGGGCAGCCUUGGGCUGCCGGCGGCCAUGUCCCCUGCGAAGCAACCUGAUAUGGCGGGUGCCGGUGACUACCCUGUCGAAGGAGAGAUCGAGACCCCUCAGUCCAGUCGCUCACCGCACUCGGCUCCCCGGGUCGCUGCAGGUCUGCAACUCGAGGGCAAAAUGGGCCUUUGA